AGCGGGGUCCCUGCCCCGGGGGUUCCACCCGCCGGUGGGGCUCGAGGCGGGGGCUCCCGGGAGGAGUGGGGGCUCCUGGACGAAGGGCAGAGGCAGCUCUACAGGGACGUCAUGCAGGAGAAUUACCAGACUCUGAUCUCGCUGGCAGGAUUCCCUGUCCCUGACCCGACCGUGACCUCCCGGAUGGAGCAAGAGGAAGAGCCGAGGGUCCCGGAUCUCCAGGGCUCUGAGGAAAGGGAGACCCCGAGAGGCGCCUACACAGGUGCCGGGAUGGAGAAGGAGAAUCCUCAGCAGGCAGGGCCUGUGGGAGCAGAGCCACACUGGACUCCCAAGCAGGGGCAGAGUCAGGGUGAGACGGGCCGGCCCUACCAGUGCCCCGAGUGCGGGAAGAGUUUUGCCCGCAGCACCCUCCUGAUCCGGCACCAGCGGAUCCACACGGGCGAAAAGCCCUACAAGUGUGGGGAGUGCGGGAAGAGCUUCUACCAGAGCUCCAACCUGGCGCAGCACUGGCGCACCCACACCGAGGAGAAACCCUACAGCUGCCCUGACUGUGGGCGUGGCUUCCGCCACAACGCCCACCUGGCGCAGCACCGGCGCACCCACACCGGUGAACGCCCCUUCCCCUGUGCCCAGUGCGGCAAGGCCUUCAGCCAGCGCUCCAACCUGCUGCAGCACCGGCGCACCCACACCGGCGAGCGCCCCUUUGUCUGCACCCACUGCGGGAAGGGCUUCGGCGACAGCUCCAACCUGCUGCAGCACCUGCGCACCCACACGCCGGAGAGACCCUAUCAGUGCCCCGAGUGCGGGCGCAGCUUCCGCCACGGCAAGCACCUGACCCAGCACCGCUCCCUGCACACGGGCCAGAAAUCCCACUGCUGCCCUGACUGCGGGAAGGGCUUCAACUGGAGCUCCCACCUCGCCCAGCACCGGCGCAUCCACACUGGGGAGCGGCCCUACCAGUGCCCCCAGUGCGGGAAGGCGUUCACCCAGAGAUCCAACCUGCUGCAGCACCAGGCCCUCCAUCGCCCUGCCCAGGACCUGGCUGAGCAGCUGCAGAUGAGCCCUGUGGCUUAGGAACGGCUGGGGUCAGAGGUCAUGCCAGAGAGGAGGGAGAACCCCCUCCCAGCAUGGGAUACCUGGGGUUAAAGGUUUGACAAUGUCCAACACCCAGGACUCCCCCACAGCAUGGACACGCCAACUAGACCCCACUCGGACGUGCUGCCAGGGAAUGGGGGGCUGAAUUAAACAGGCUCCCAGAGGGGAGUUAUUUGCUGGAGUGGGGAGCUGGGGACUUUAUUAAUAAAGGGUGUAAAGUAAGAGUGUGUAGGGGUGUGUGUGCAGCACUGCCCCCUGCUGGAGGGAAUCAGUCCUGUGUGUGCAGCACUGCUCCUUGCUGGAGGGAUGUGGG
Mauremys reevesii (Reeves's turtle) is the source of this 1408-nucleotide messenger RNA. Its product is annotated as zinc finger protein 239-like. The record is from RefSeq and is a predicted model, not a curated record. The transcript has 3 exons. Bases 112 to 1074 code for a protein of 320 amino acids. Lineage: Eukaryota; Metazoa; Chordata; Testudines; Geoemydidae. Gene Ontology annotation, molecular function: DNA-binding transcription repressor activity, RNA polymerase II-specific. Gene Ontology annotation, biological process: negative regulation of transcription by RNA polymerase II.